AGGCCGUAUUCAAAUAAGCUAAUAAUUCAACACGCUAGCAUGGAUAUUUCUUUAAAUAUAGCAACUGGACCACCUAAUGCACGAAAUAAAUCUGUUCCUGCAAAAAAGAAGUCCUUUGCAGGUGCAACUUCGCGCAGUGAUGGUGGCUUUGCGUUUUCAUUUGGCGGAGCUCAGCAUAAAGUAAAAGCAAUUGUAGCACGUAAGCGUCCAGUUAAAAAGCCCCCAACAACUGAUGAUGGCAAAAAAACUACAGAAAGCCCCUUCGUACAACUUUCUGAUAGUAAAAACUCGGAAAAGAAAAGUGUCACUACGAGCACAAAUAUUGUUGAAUCGCCAAACACACAAAAUGCGUUUGGUAAAAUUGAGAGCCCCAAGUCGUCCACCAAUUCCAUGGAUAAUGGGCUCUUACUUAAUAUUGCCACGAAUUCCGUACCGAGUGCGCGACCCAAACCAAAGCAAAAGCUUAGUCAAGCUGAGCGUUUGCGAAACAUGGCCAAACAGAAAAGUGAACAGACAAAAAAUAAUUUUUCAAAGAAACCAUUUGAUAAAAAUGUAAAGAAAUCUUUCAAUCAACGCAACAAUUUUAAGCAGAAAAUUCCACAAAAUGAUGAAAGUAGUGCCGAUGUCCAAGAAAAUGGUGCGAAGUUAGCAGCACGUAAAGCAAAUGCAUUCCGUGUUGUUAGACCCGAAGACAAAUCAGUUAAGAAAGUUGGUCUCUUUGCUAAAAGUCCUAAUACACCUAUUAUGGGCCAGCGUUUUGUUAAACCAAUAGCGGAACGACUUUUUGAUGGCACAAAAAUUGAUUCACUCGACAUUCACCCACAUGCGGUGAAGAAUUUAGCAGACGUGCUGAGUAUUGUUGAACUAACGACAGUGCAGAAGAAAACAAUUCCCCUGGCUCUAGAAGGCAAAGACUUGCUCGUACGUUCGCAGACUGGCUCAGGUAAAACUUUAGCUUACGCUUUGCCCGUGGUCGAAAAGCUGCAGGCGGUGCGUCCAAAGAUAACACGUGACUCAGGCGUAUUGGCUGUAAUCAUUGUGCCCACUCGCGAAUUGGCGGUGCAAACGUAUGAACUUUUUCAAAAGCUAGUCAAACCAUUUACGUGGAUCGUACCCGGUGUGCUUAUGGGCGGCGAGCGUCGCAAGGCAGAGAAGGCGCGCAUACGUAAAGGCAUUAACAUAUUAGUUGGUACGCCUGGACGCGUGUUGGAUCAUUUGCUGCACACCGAGACUUUUAAAGUACACAAAACCAAAUUUUUAGUGUUAGACGAGGCAGAUCGCCUAUUGGAAAUGGGUUAUGAACGUGAUGUGAAACAAAUUGUAGAAGCAAUCGAUACACAACGUUCCAAACCAGCUGAAGAUGGUACUGUUACCGAAGAACGUUUACAACGUUUAUUAUUAUCAGCUACGCUCACUGCCAAUGUGCAACGACUGGCUGGUCUCACAUUGAAAGAACCCGUUUUCGUUGACAACAGCGAUGAAGACGCCUCGAGUAUACCUAAAACUAAUGGCUAUGCUAAGAGCGAAAUUGAAGCUCUAACAGCGGACGUACUGGAUGACGAAGAAGAGAAUGGAAUAAUGACCAUACCAGAUAAUUUGAAAUUGCAUUUUACAGUUGUGCCACCAAAACUGCGCUUAGUUACUUUGUGCGCCAUAUUAGCGCAUGAGUUCAGCGAUAAACAGCGCUUAAAGGCCAUUGUCUUUAUGAGCACAAUGGAAAUGGUAAAUUUCCAUCAUGAUUUACUAAAUGAAUUGCUGACACAAAAAGUGCUCGACGAAGAUGACGAGGAAGUAAUUAAGGAGGAGGACGAAAGUGAAGAUGAUGAUGAAACACCCUUACUUAAGGGCUUACGAUUUUUUAAAUUGCAUGGCUCAAUGACACAAACCGAACGCCAAGGUGUGUUCAAUGGUUUUCGCGAGUGCAAAUCUGGUGUGCUGCUCACAACGGAUGUGGCGGGUCGUGGCAUUGAUGUGCCUGAAGUUGAUUUGGUUGUGCAGUAUUCCCCACCGCAAAAGAUUGCAGAUUUCGUGCAUCGGGUAGGACGCACAGCACGCGCCGGUCACAGCGGUAAAGCACUUUUGCUGCUCACACCCUCCGAGGCACAGUUUGUACGUUUUCUGGAGGAUAAGCGCAUAAGAAUAUCACAAGUUGAUAUGGACAAUUAUUUAAAGGCACUCACUGAGCAUGACGAUGAAGCGAACACAAUGCAGGAAGCGGCUUCAAAUCUGCAACACAAAUGUCAAGAACUCAUAGCUGAUGAUAAAGAAAUGCAUAGUAAAGCAUGUAAAGCCUUCGUAUCUUGGACGAAAUUCUAUUCCGCCUUUCCGAAAGAGCUUAAACCGAUAUUUAAUAUCAAAAACGCUCAUAUGGGUCAUUUUGCAAAAAGCUUCGCUCUGAAGGAUCAACCAAAAACAUUUACGAAGAAGCAUUCGGAACCAAAACCGGCGCCACCUACGAACCGCUUGACUUACACAGAAAGGGAUCCCGAAAAAAUUAAACAGGAAAAACGUGCCAAAAAGCGUAUGUUCUCCACCACAGUGACCAACGAAGUACGCAAUCCCAAUCGACAGCAAAGCAAUAAGCUGGUGAAAAUGUUGCCAGCCUCCCGAGCACUUACCACAUCAGAGUUCGACAGUGGCUUGCCUUCGCUUAAAAAACGGAAGAAAGCUUAACACCACUGUUUAAGAUUUUUAGAUGUUGGUAAUUAUUUAUGUUUGUUUUUUAAUCCGAACUAAUAUGUGUAAUUUUGAACAUUCGAUAUACUAAAUGAAGAUUUUGGUAUGGAAAUUACCGAAAAUGUGAAAUAAAAAAUGUUUUAUUAUGUUUAAUAA
Molecule: messenger RNA, 2832 nt
Organism: Bactrocera tryoni
Lineage: Eukaryota; Metazoa; Arthropoda; Insecta; Diptera; Tephritidae
Product: probable ATP-dependent RNA helicase CG8611
Exons: 8
Coding region: 40-2673 (877 amino acids)
Biological process (GO): ribosome biogenesis
Cellular component (GO): nucleus
Molecular function (GO): ATP binding; nucleic acid binding
Source: RefSeq, a predicted model, not a curated record